CUUUAUAUAUAAGACUUGCAUCAAUAUUACUAUUAUUCCAACAUCUACUUUCUCCAAUGGCUUCUUCCUUCUUCUGUUCAACCAAAUUCCUACUACUCCUUAUUCUCCUCUCAGCAAUCCCAAUCGCCGUAAUAAUCUCCCUGGAAUCCGCCACACCAACCACCCACCACUACCAGUUCCACAGCACCGGUUGGUUCAGGGAAUCAAGCAAAUGGGACGAAGUGAACCGCCGGUUCAUAGUCUCCUUCACGGACACUGGUGGUCUUGGUGUUGUUUAUGUUCCAGAUGACCAUAAGGCUAACGCUGUUCUUGAAGAGAUCCCGGUCGUUAAAAACACGGACCACGUUGGUAACGGAACCUGUGGUGUUUUUAUUGACCGGGUUAGGAACCGUGUGGUUGUGGCGAUUGCAGAUGUGUUUGGUAACAGGUUUAGUGCGGUUGCUGCUUAUGAUUUGGAUUCGUGGGAACGCUUGUUUUUUACUCAGCUUAGUACUUCAGGUGGUGUAAAAAGCUUUGCAGACGAUGUAACCGUCGAUUCAGAAGGGAAUGCAUACGUAACAGACGCCAAAGGUACUCAAAUAUGGAAAGUUGGGGUCGACGGGAAACUUAUAUCAGUCAUAAAGAGCCCAUUAUUUCACGCCAAAGAAUGGUACAAUGACAUAGUUACCCUCAACGGGAUUGUCUACCAUCCGAACGGUUACUUGCUUGUGUCUCACACGAUCACUGGAAACCUCUUCAAAGUUGAAAUCAACAAUGGCGACAAAGUCACACCGGUCAAUCUUGACAGUACGCUGUUUAUUGCUGAUGGUUUGGAACUUUUGUCACCUACCAAACUUGUGGUGGCUGGAGCCAAUGGUGUGAAGUUGGUUGAGAGUAACGAUGAUUGGUCAACCGCUUCACUUGUUGGAAGGUCGCGUGUGCUUACACAUAGGAUUGCAACCGCAGCUACAGUGAAGGACGGAAAGGUGUAUAUUAAUCAUGCACUUGGUAUGGGCUACCCAAAGAAGAAACAUGUUUUUGUUGAGGCUGCCUUUUCUUAGAUCUUAAUUUUACUUCGGGUUGUAGUUGUAUAUUGAUUUAUGUUGUAUAAUAAUCUAUGAUUAUGCAACAGGAAAAUUGAAGGUUGAGCUGUUUACCUUUUUUACUAAAACCGUUUCAAAA
Molecule: messenger RNA, 1161 nt
Organism: Helianthus annuus (common sunflower)
Lineage: Eukaryota; Viridiplantae; Streptophyta; Magnoliopsida; Asterales; Asteraceae
Exons: 2
Coding region: 57-1040 (327 amino acids)
Cellular component (GO): endoplasmic reticulum
Source: RefSeq, a predicted model, not a curated record